UGUACUGCAAAGCCUAAGCUCCCUCACUCACACAAACCAGAGGAAAUCGGAAAAUAUCCCAACCAGUGCAGACAGCAGCUGGGGGAAAGCAGAACUCGGGAAAGAGAGAGAGAGAGAGAGAGAGAGAGAAAACAAAAAACUACUGAGGAUAAAAUAAAGUGUCUGGAAAGCAGGAGAGAUAUUUCUUGUGAGGAGGAUGAGAGGAGAAGUUCCAGCAGGGCACUGAGGAGAAGCUGCAGAGUCUGAGCUGUGGUUGGGAUCUGCACUAGUAUUCCCUGAGCUCACCAGUGUGUGACUGAUUGUGUGUCUGUCUGUGUGUAUGUGUGUAGUAGUGAGUGUGUAGUAGUGUGUGUGUAGUGUAAGUGUGUAUGUGUGUGUGUGUGUGUGUGAGAGUGUGCUUCCUCUCCCUGCUGCUAGGUGCUGGCUGUGCAUGGCAUUCUCUGCGAGGAUUCGCUCUCUUUCCGUUAUGGUCAAGGCGGCUUCUUCCUGAUCUGGACCUAUUUAAAGGUGGAUGUGAAAGGUUCUCCUGCCAUAGCUGUGCCACACACCCCGGACAUCACAAGAUUGCUAGGCAUUCCGAGGGUUGUCUUGUGUAGACAUCAUCAUGUUGUUAUUGAGGAAAGUAUCUACCUUGCCUGCUGGAUUCCCCCUGCUUGUCAUUGUGCCUCUGUUGUGCCAUGUGGGAGCAAUUUGUGGUGAAACAACUCCAGUUCCAGAAACUAAAAAUGAAACUAGAAUAUGUACUGGUACCUAUUUUUGCAAAGAAGGAGUCAUUUUACCUAUUUGGGAGCCACAAAAUCCAUCAUAUGGUGACAAAAUUGCAAGAGCUACUGUGUAUUUUGUCGCCAUGGUCUACAUGUUCCUAGGAGUAUCAAUCAUAGCCGACCGAUUCAUGUCCUCUAUUGAAGUGAUUACAUCUCAAGAAAAGGAGAUAACCAUCAAAAAAGCAAAUGGCGAAACUACAAAGACAACAGUGAGAAUAUGGAAUGAGACUGUUUCCAACUUGACCCUUAUGGCUCUGGGGUCAUCUGCUCCAGAAAUUCUCCUUUCUGUGAUUGAAGUAUGUGGACAUAACUUUCAAGCAGGGGAUCUUGGUCCUAGUACUAUAGUAGGCAGUGCUGCAUUCAAUAUGUUCAUCAUCAUUGCCCUUUGUGUAUAUGUGGUACCUGAUGGAGAAAUAAGGAAGAUAAAACAUCUCAGAGUUUUCUUUGUCACUGCAGCAUGGAGUAUUUUUGCCUAUACUUGGUUGUAUAUGAUCUUAUCCGUUAUUUCACCUGGUGUUGUUGAAGUCUGGGAAAGCUUGCUCACUUUCUUUUUCUUUCCAAUUUGCGUCUUGUUUGCUUGGGUGGCAGACAGGAGGCUCUUGUUCUACAAGUAUGUCUACAAGAGGUACAGAGCUGGAAAACAAAGGGGAAUGAUAAUUGAAACAGAAGGCGAUAGACCGUCAUCCAAAGCUGAUAUUGAAAUGGAUGGAAAGGUUCUGAACUCCCACACAGAGAACUUUCUUGAUGGCUCAUUAGUUCUAGAAGUUGACCAAAAGGAACAAGAUGAUGAAGAAGCAAGAAGGGAUAUGGCUAGGAUCUUGAAAGAACUGAAACAAAAGCACCCUGACAAAGAGAUGGAACAGUUGAUUGAGCUGGCUAACUAUCAAGUUUUAAGUCAACAGCAAAAAAGCCGAGCAUUUUAUCGCAUCCAAGCCACACGUUUGAUGACUGGCGCUGGCAAUAUAUUGAAAAGGCAUGCAGCAGAUCAAGCUAGGAAAGCUGUCAGCAUGCACGAGGUUAACACUGAAGUUGUAGAAAAUGACCCAGUUAGUAAAAUGUACUUUGAACAAGGAACUUACCAGUGCCUAGAAAACUGUGGAACAGUGGCAUUAACAAUUGUGCGUCGUGGAGGUGAUUUGACCAACACAGUGUUUGUAGACUUCAGAACUGAAGAUGGCACUGCCAAUGCUGGCUCAGAUUAUGAAUUUACGGAAGGGACAGUUGUUUUCAAACCUGGUGAGACACAGAAAGAGAUUAGGGUUGGCAUUAUUGAUGAUGACAUCUUUGAAGAAGAUGAAAACUUUGUAGUCCACCUUAGUAAUGUUCGAGUUAACGCUGAGAUCACAGAAAUGAAUGCUGAAUCCAACCAUAUCACAUCUCUUGCUUGCCUCGGAUCACCUUCUACAGCCACAGUCACCAUCUUUGAUGAUGAUCAUGCUGGCAUCUUUACAUUUGAAGAGCCACUUACCCAUAUAAGUGAGAGUGUUGGCAACAUGGAAGUGAAAGUUCUGAGAACCUCUGGAGCUCGAGGAACUGUUAUUGUACCCUAUAAAACUGUCGAGGGCACAGCAAGAGGUGGCGGAGAAGAUUUUGAAGAUACAUGUGGACGACUAGAGUUCCAAAAUGAUGAGAUUGUCAAAAUCAUAUCAGUGAAAAUAAUUGAUGAUGAGGAAUAUGAGAAAAACAAGACUUUCUUCCUUGAAAUUGGGGAACCACGUCUGGUGGAGAUGAGUGAGAAGAAAGCCCUGUUGUUGAAUGAGCUUGGAGACUUUACCAUCACAGGAAAAAUGCUGUAUGGUAAACCUGUCUACAGGAAGGUUCAGUCUAGAGAUCAUCCCAUGCCAUCUACAGUAGUGAACAUUGCAGAGAAAAAUGAAGAAAAACUGCCGCUCACAAGCAAAGAAGAGGAAGAGCGACGUAUAGCGGAUAUGGGCCGACCGGUGCUGGGAGAGCACACAAAACUUGAAAUAAUUAUUGAAGAAUCCUACGAGUUUAAGAGCACUGUGGACAAACUUAUCAAAAAGACAAAUCUAGCUCUAGUGGUUGGAACAAACAGCUGGCGGGAGCAAUUCAUUGAGGCGAUUACAGUUAGCGCUGGGGAAGAUGAUGACGAUGAUGAAUGUGGAGAGGAAAAGCUGCCAUCUUGCUUCGACUAUGUGAUGCAUUUUCUGACUGUCUUCUGGAAAGUUCUUUUCGCCUUUGUACCACCAACAGAGUACUGGAAUGGUUGGGCUUGUUUUAUAGUAUCCAUUACAAUGAUUGGCCUCCUGACAGCAUUCAUUGGAGAUUUAGCUUCUCAUUUUGGCUGUACUAUUGGCUUAAAGGAUUCUGUUACUGCUGUCGUAUUUGUGGCUCUAGGAACAUCGGUACCUGAUACAUUUGCAAGUAAAGUGGCAGCUAUCCAGGAUCAGUAUGCUGAUGCCUCCAUAGGUAAUGUCACUGGUAGCAACGCUGUGAAUGUUUUCCUGGGAAUUGGCGUAGCUUGGUCCAUUGCUGCAAUUUACCAUACAGCCCGUGGAGAGGUGUUUAGAGUUGAACCUGGCACACUGGCUUUCUCCGUCACUCUUUUCACCAUAUUUGCAUUCGUAAGUGUUGGUGUCCUUCUCUACAGACGGCGACCUGAGAUCGGUGGUGAGCUGGGUGGCCCACGGACUGCCAAACUUCUUACAACAGCCCUCUUUACCCUCCUGUGGCUCUUGUACAUUUUCUUCUCAUCUCUGGAAGCCUACUGCCACAUACCAGGCUUCUAAAGAAACACUCCAACAUAGUAAAUAUAUAAAUAUAUAUAAAUAUAUGUAGAAUGAACAGAGGAAAAGAAAAGACAUUGCCAUUUCCACUUACCUGCUGAUGGGAUGCAACUGUAAAGCAUUCCUUUUAAUGGGUAGGAACAAGAAUUUAAGGUUUCUUACCCGGGGGGAUGGGGGGGUCAUCAUGUUGAACUAGGCAUGGAUGCAGGGACAUCUUUGCAACUGUACCUAAACUGUACCUGACUACUUUUAUUUUUGAAAUGACUAAUCUGAAUGCUACUUGGGCCUUUUUUUGUUAAAAUGUAAAGAUGCCGGAAUUACUAGUAACUAUUUUUUGUUGUUGUUGGGGAGUGAGAAGGGUGAGUGCCUGGAUAAGAAUUGUAAUCGAAUUUCAGACAUUAGAAGUCCAAAAGCUUAUUGGCCCAAGUGGUAAAUGGUGGAUUAGUUGCCAGGAACACACUCAAGGUUUCAAAAUAUUAUUCUUCAGUGUAUUUCCAGGAUGGUUCACUUUGCUAUGUUCUAUUAAAUUCAUUGUGGAUAAGAAAUGGAUAAAUGAAAGCAACCAAAAAAGAAGCCUUCUCUUCUCCAACUAACUGUUGCAUUGUAAUUAGCAUGUGUUUCUCCCUGUUCUAGGUCACCAAACUACAUUGAGUGUCUCCUGUUUGUUCAUUGCCUACAUAGCUUCAUCACUGUACUGUAUACAGAGCCCCAUUCUGGUCUAGACACAUUGUUUGUCUUUGUUGUCAUUAAGACCACCUCCAGAGCUAUAUGUGUAGGUGAUUUCUGGGCACUUCCCAUUCAUAACCAUAGUCAUGUUUUGGAAUGUCUUUGUGCUGUGUACUCUUGUGCAUGGAUGAAAAGUAUUGGUGUAUGUUAUAGCCUAGCGAUAAUCCUUUUACUAAUGUUGAUUGAAUGUAAAAGACUUGGAUGUGUUUUUCUGUUUAGGGAUUUUUUUAAUUUGCUUUUUUGGGGGAGGGGAUUUUUUUUAAAUAAUAUUAGUAUUUGGGUAAUAUAGACAACCUCAAUACAAUCAGCAUAGGUCUGUACAAAGGUGGGAGAACAUCAACUUAAUGAAGGACUGUCAAACCUCUAAUUUUUUUUCUUUGCUCAUUAAAGGGUCAAAUAUUGGUCAAAUGCUAAUAAUUAAAUACCAAAAAUGUGCCUAGGAAAUUAAAGCAUUAUUUAAGAAAGUACAGUAUUUCUUUGACCUUAAAUCUUCAGCUGUAAGCAACAAUGAGGCUUAUGGAUAGCUACUAGUGGGUUAUAUAUUUAACAUAUCACCCAUCAUUAUUAUAAGCAUUUUUUUACGUUCAUACUUUUUUUUUUAAAAGAGCAGUAAUGCCUUGUAGUCAAAACUGGAUUUUUAUAGUGUUUCUGAAGGGAAUAAGUGGAUCUAAAGUUCAUAUUUGUUCUGAUUUUACAUAUCCUGUGGUCUCAAUUUUCUUAGUACAAACCUGCAGGUUUUUACCCGUAAACAGUAGAGGCCUUAAUUCAUGGAAACCUAUUAUUUCAUUCAAAUUAGUAUGCAACAUUUCCCAUAAUGUUUGAUUUCUAUUAGAUUAGCAUGAAAUACCAGUGCAACACAUUUAAAAUGUUAUUUACAGUGCAUUAUUGAAUUGCUUUGCAGAAUAUUGAUUAGUCACAUUGUGUUAAAUGAUAUUGUUCAACUAAACAUCCAAAAUUGCCACAGUCCAAUUUUGCAACAAUGAAAAUUAACAGGCAUUAGCUAUUUAAAUGUUGGUACUCUACAAAUGCUGCUCAACUAAAUCUCUUUAAUCUAUAAACAUUUUUGGAAAUAAUGUGUUGUAGAGUGUUUAAAAAAGGACCGCAAAUUCUAUUUACUGGAUGCCAAUAUUGUCUUUGAUCAGUAAAUUGAGAGAAAUGUAAGCAACAGAAAACAUUUGAAAAAAAUAGCAAAAAGAUACAGAUAUAUACAAAAUAGUUUGUAUUUUUUUAAGGCUCAAUGCUUUCUAAAUAAUUCUAAUGGGAAAAUAUAUUUACCUAUAUAAAUGUAAAUGUAAGUGAGAAUUAAAAUCAACCAAAGUCAAAAUACAUGUUUGGAACAUAAUCUUUUUGCAGAAAUAAAAACUGUACUUGGGUGGUCCUUAGUAUAUAGAUACCAUUAUAAUAACAGAUUUAAACUUUAAACAGAAACUUUGCAUUGAAGAUAAUAAACACAGAUCAACACCACUAAAUAACACCAUGUGAACUCUUUUGACCAUGUCCAUUCCAGUCUUGCUUACAUGUCUGAAAUAUUAUUAAGUGACUGCACCAGCAGUCUGAAACUAUUUUCAAGGACAGUUACAGAUGUGGUUAUUUGUAAACAUGCUUGAAUGUUUUACCUGCUCCCCAUUGUAACCAUAAAAAUCUUUGUUGACUUUUUAUUCAGUAUCAAUGACUGGUAAAAAAAACAGUAACAUUUUUGUCUCACUAAUAAUGCCUUCAUGACUAAUUUUGCUGAGGAAUACUUCUAUAGUUCUGUUACUUUACACCAAUUUUAGAAUUUAUGUUCUCAGGCAAAAGUUAAUAUCCUAGCCCAUCCAAGAAAUGUUAAACAACUUAAUUUUUUUUUUUUUUACAAAUAUUCUUCAACAUUCCCAAUUAAUUUCCCCCUUGGUAUGAUUUCUAGCUAAUAUUCCCUACUAUUUUCUUUACUACUUUGUGGCAGUGGAGAAUUAAGUGACAUUGAUGUGUCAGUAUUCUGAACACUAUAUGUGCAUACAGACCAUUGUUAUUGUAGCUUUUACACUAUUGAAUACAAUUUCCAUAACAAAUAGGACAAAUGUUAUUUCAAUGGAAUUCCACAUUUGACAGCUUGUUACGCACAAAUUGAAAGAAACAUAUGAUGGCAUGGACUUCAUAUUUUUAUUUUACAGCAAUGGUGAUGCAGUUCCAUACUGCUUUCCAACUUUUUUUCAGGAAGUUCAGUUUAUACAAAUACCAAAGCAUUUUAGUAUGUACAGUAUUUUGUUUUAUUCAACUAAAAAUAUUUGUCUGUAAAAGCUACAUACAUAUUAAACAGUUAACACAAUACACACAUUGUUAAUUUCAUCAUUAUUUAAAAAAACAAGAUAUUUAUUGCUGUGCUUCUGCCUUGGCAAGUCAUCUGGAGUUUUUAAAAUUAAUGGUCAUACAAUAAGUAAUUAAACACUAUCACACAGUUAACUUAAUUUUAGUAUUAUUCACAAGAAGAAAAAAUGAACCCAACAGGCAAAAUUAAAAUGUCAUAUUUGACUGUGUGAUCUAUUAGAUUCUUGAAAUAAAUAUUUAAAAUACUGUACAUUAUUUUCUCUAUAUAUUGAUUUGUAAAACUAUAUAGCUUGGGUUUAUGGAGAUGACAGUUUGCUUCCUUUUCAAAGAUAAUCAGAAAUUGAUUUUUAUUUUCUUUUUUUCUUCAAAAAAGACAAUAUACGUUUUAAGAAAUAGAUUAGAAUUCACAAAAAUAAUUUGUUUGAUAAGUAAAUUAUAUUAAUGUAAAAUACAUUGUUUUGCAAUUUAACACAUUCAUUUGUUGAUUUAAAUUAAUUCUGUAAUGCCAGUCAGUUAACUAUUGUCUGAAUUUAAUUAAUAGUGAUAUAUGAUAAAGAAAAAAUACUAUUUUUAAUUAGAUGUGCCACUCAACUCCCUUUGUCAUUGCAGCCAUAAUAAUAUUUAUACUUAACAACUUUCAUUAAAAAUAAAAAUAAAUAUUCUAAAAUAUAGCAGAAUAUAUUUUCAGUGUAAAUUGGUAAACAUUGGUAAACAUAAUAAUUCAGUACCAGCAAUUUUUCUUUGAUUUAACACUCCUUUUAUGACAGCAUAUAUCAUCAAAGCUGUAAUACAGAAAAAAUCCAGAUGACAAUACAUACUGGUUAAAAGUUUUACUAUGUAUUGGCAGAGAUUUUAGUAUCCUAGCUUGAAAUACUGUGCCACCAGUUUUGUUUUCUUUCUUGUGGUUUAAAUAAAAUAAAUAAAAAAAUUAGUGUAAAAAAUGUAAUUUAUUCACACAUACCACCAGAAAUGUUAACAUAGCAUUUUGUUGUACACGUCUUUUUGAAUAGUAGCGGAAAAGAAAACAAGACAAUAAAUAUAUGCUAAUGAAAGUUUUUGGUAAGGUAUAUAUUAUGAAUGUACUGCUUUGAAAAAUUAAAACUGUAUAAAAAUAUAAUUUUACACUUUUAGUGAUUUAAAAAUUUAUGCAUUUUUGUUGUUUUAAAAUAUUUGUUUUGGUUUUCACUUUUUGCUUGCAAAUAUUGUGUUCAUAUUAUGAGCACAGAGUCCACUGCUAAUAAUGCAUGCUUAUAGCAACAGGAAUAAAAAUAAAUAAAUUUGGGGACUAGGAAGCAAGUCAAUUCUAAAUUGCCCUGCUUGAUGUUCUGGAAUUAAAACAAAUAUAAUGAAAUGUAUCUCAUUAUAUAAGGUUUCUUGUCUUUGAGUUGUACAGGGUUAAUAUAAGGGAUUUAACCUUUUUAUUUUCCUUUUAUUUUUAUUUGUGUGUUUUGUGCACCAAUGUAAGAUUAAGCACAUAUACUGUGAUAAUUGUUGUGGUUCACGUUCAAAUGACAUUCAUCACAUUAUAAACGGCAACUCUGAGGUUUAUUGAUGACAUAUGAAAUUGUACAUAUAAUGUAUUAUCUAUUUCUUUGUCAAUUGGCACUUUUAUUUUAUUUAAUUUUUUUGCUUUCAUGCUUAUAAAAAAUAAAAAAUAAAAAAAAGAAAUUGUUGUGAGAAACAUUUUUCAUAAUUCAUAGACAUAUAUCUGCAUCAGUUAUGUUGAAAAAAAAUAUUGGAAAGUCUGUCUAGAAACAACACAAAACAUCCAUGAUAUCAGUGUGUCUUAAUGGGAAUUAAGUUUUCAUUUACAUGAUAAAUAAUAAGCAUAAACUGCUGAACUGUUAUUAAUACUUAUAUCAAAAAUGCUUUAGAAGCUAUAAUUUGCUAAAUGGGAAUGUAAUAGUGAAAAAAAUGUUAAAAUAAUGUUAGAUUUAGAAUUAAUGCUGUCCUAGUAAUUUCUAGCGAAUACACCCAAAAAUAUGUGCACCCCACUAUCAUUAAUAUUAUUUUACAAAGAGAAAUAGAUGAUUGUUUUGGUUAAGGAGUAUAAAAUAGUAAACAUACAUCAACUAUUUUCUUACGGAUUUUGGAUAGUUCCCCCCACAGGCAAAAGCCUACUUUGUAGAUAUGGUAAAUUAUAUCCAUAUCAUAGUAAAGUGUUUUUAUUCUUAUUGAUUGUUUUCUAGGAGCUACAGCUUUGUGAAUGCUCUAUCUGGGAAAUGUGGGCUCACCACUUUACUUUCUGGUACAUAAAUGCUAUAUAGUGCUCCUGAAAUCUCCAAAUGAGUAGAAUUUUACUAACACUUCCCAUUUAUGUUUGUUCUUCUGCUUCAUCCUAUGUUUUCCUGCAUCUGCAUGCAUGAUAUGAUUUUUGUAAUUGUUACUCUUAUUUGGAUUUAAAUUAAACACUUUUGCAUAGUU
Molecule: messenger RNA, 8965 nt
Organism: Pseudophryne corroboree (corroboree frog)
Lineage: Eukaryota; Metazoa; Chordata; Amphibia; Anura; Myobatrachidae
Gene: SLC8A1
Product: solute carrier family 8 member A1
Exons: 11
Coding region: 605-3514 (969 amino acids)
Biological process (GO): calcium ion import across plasma membrane; sodium ion transmembrane transport; cell communication
Cellular component (GO): sarcolemma; postsynapse; axon
Molecular function (GO): calcium:sodium antiporter activity
Source: RefSeq, a predicted model, not a curated record